AUGGCAUUUAAUCAGACAGAUUUACAAAUUUGGACAUUUUUAAAGACCAAUUUAUCUAAUUCCAAAUUCAUUUAUAAAAAAAGCUAUAGAUGCAGCUUUUUGACAUGCUUAGUUAGUUUAACAUACUCCUUAAAUGGAGGUUUAACUUUCCUGCCAAGCAGUCGAAUAGAUGGCACAUUGUCGAAAAUAAUAAAAAUGCCUUUUUGCUGUAAAAUAGCAGAAUUGUCUGUCUUUUUUAUUUACCCGCACGAAACGAUCAAAUUUUUCGCCCUUUUAAAAUCAGCCUGUGCCGAAGUCGCUGUUCAAAUGAAAGAAAAAGGGUCGAAAAAUGAUAUUCCUAUUCAUCACCAACGUCGACUUUUUAUCGUGUCAUUGAAUUGUCUCCUGGCUGUCAUGCUCACGACAGUUUGCUUGCAUGUGCAACAAAUAAAAGGAAAAAAAUCUUCCACUGUUUGCUGUCGUAGUUACGCAGGUAAGGGAGGCUUAUCAUUUUUCUUCACCAAAAUAAGCCCAAACACCGUUCCUGGUGAGGACUCAAGUACUUUGCCUCUGAUUGAUAGAUCAAACAAACCAAUUAAGUGGAAGAAAUCAAAAAAUCCAAACGGAUUCCCUCCUGAUUGGUUAAAAAGCUGA
This is a messenger RNA of Echinococcus granulosus, 633 nucleotides long. RefSeq lists its product as hypothetical. The coding region runs from base 1 to 633 and encodes 210 amino acids. The record is from RefSeq and is a predicted model, not a curated record. NCBI's taxonomy places the organism in Eukaryota, Metazoa, Platyhelminthes, Cestoda, Cyclophyllidea, Taeniidae. The transcript is spliced from 6 exons.